Camellia sinensis is the source of this 3834-nucleotide messenger RNA. Its product is annotated as AAA-type ATPase family protein. The record is from RefSeq and is a predicted model, not a curated record. Lineage: Eukaryota; Viridiplantae; Streptophyta; Magnoliopsida; Ericales; Theaceae. Gene Ontology annotation, biological process: DNA-templated DNA replication; DNA repair. Gene Ontology annotation, molecular function: ATP hydrolysis activity; DNA clamp loader activity; ATP binding. Gene Ontology annotation, cellular component: DNA polymerase III complex; DNA replication factor C complex.
UCUAUCUUUCUCUCUCUAAAACUCUGAAGAAUCUCUGCACAACGAACAAAAGAAUUUACUGGAUAAACACGUCAAAGCCUCUCUCUCUCUCUCUCGGUGCAUAGUUGUUUCUCAUGGCUGUGCUUGUCAAUCACUAUACUUCACCCCCACACUACAUUUAUUAUUACAUUUAUGUCCCGUGUGUCUUCUUCGUCUCUCUCUCUUCUUCUCUCUACUACUACUCUACUCUCCUCUACUACUACUACUACUACUACUACUACGCACUCUUCAAACUCUCAACCACUUCGCUCCUAGGGUUAGGGUUUCUUCUUCCUCCUCCGCUCCGCCUUUCUCGCUCUCGUUGUGGAGUUCGAAGUGGUUCGAUUCUUCAAUUUGCAGGUGAGAAGAAGAAAGCAUAUGCGUUUAUGGAGGUUGGAGAUGUAAUUUCUUAUUAGUGGGUCCUGAAAUUUGAAUUUGGUGGUGUUUGAAAGGGCCUUAAUUUUGAAAUGAUGGAUGGGCGGCGACAUUCAGUCGAUAUCCCUAUCUCGAAAACUUUGUUAGCACUUCGGAGAGUGAAGUCACUUAGGGAUCCAUCAACUAACUCCAUGGGCAAAUUUUCUACUUUUGUUGACAAUUUGAAUUGGGAUAUCAACUCCAUUAAUGCGAUCAAUCUAGGAUUUGUAAACAGUUGUGAAGAAGAUGGCAUUGCUAAUAAACAUGCUUCGGGACCAAAAGAUCUAGGCUUAAAGGGUCAAAAGGAGGAAAAUGUUACUGAUCUUGAUCUGCUUAAUGGCUUCAAAAAACGCAACUCUAAGUUAACUUCACGUGAGAAUUCAGUUUGGGUUGGAAACACAAGGUCUGUUCCAACGAGGACCAAGCAGGUCGUAGCUUCCAAGCAUUGUGGAUCAAAUUAUGAAGUGGUUUGUGAAAACAAAUCAUUGAAUGAAAGAUAUUGCAAUGACUAUACGGAUAAAGGAUUGGACUUGACAUGCAUCACACCUUCCAAUGAUUGUUUGGAAGGGGUAGUUUCAUGUAAUGAACCAACUGAAAGAUCCUUACAGGCAGAAAGAUUACAUCAUAAUGCCUCAAAUCGGAAAACCCGAUACCGAAAGCAAAUUAGAUCAUCUAGAGCAGUGGUGGGUGACAUUGUGAGCCGUGUUGGCAGUCCGUGCUUGUCCAUUACUGAUGCUUUGGAAGGGUCAAGUUGUGGCACAUCAUUAUUUGGAAACGGAGAUGUUGAUGUUGUAGACCACAAUCACCGUGGAUGCGGGAUAAGCUGUUGGUCAGGAACCCCAAGAUUUAGGGAAUCAAAUAUUCCUUCUGAUGUAGAAGGCCAGCCACUGCUAUCAGGUGAAGUAGAUGAGACACUUCUCUCUGGAAAAAGAAAGAAUAGGAAACAUAGAAAUAAUGAAAUUGCUCUUUGUUUAGAGACUCCCCAGACUUUCAGUCAGAAAUUCAGGCCAAAAUCCUUCUGUGAAUUGGUAGGCCAAAAUGUAGUUGCAAGGUCUCUCCUAACUGCCAUCCUAAAUGCAAGGAUAAGUUCCUUUUAUCUUUUUCAUGGGCCCCGUGGUACAGGUAAAACUUCUGCCUCAAGAAUUUUUGCUGCUGCAUUGAAUUGUCUCUCAGUUGAGGAGAAUAGGCCUUGUGGUCUGUGUCAAGAAUGUUGUUUUUUCUUCUCUGGAAGGAGCAGGGAUGUUAAGGAAGUAGAUUCAGUGAGAAUCAAUCGCAAGGAUAGGGUUAGAUCUCUUGUUAAGAAUGCUACCAUCCCUCCAGUCUCCUCACGAUUUAAGGUUUUCAUCAUUGAUGAGUGCCACUUGUUGCGAGCGGAAACAUGGGCAACUGUUUUGAAUAACCUAGAAGACUUCUCUCGACAUGUUGUCUUUGUAAUGAUUACUCCUAACCUUGAUAAGCUGCCACGAAGUGCAGUGUCACGGUCCCAAAGGUACCAUUUUCCCAAGAUAAAAGUAGCUGAUAUUGCAAGCAGACUAGGAAAAAUCUGUGGGAAAGAAGGACUUGAGUUCGAGCUGGUUGCUUUGGAUUUCAUUGCUACAAAAUCUAAUGGUUCACUUCGGGAUGCAGAAAUGAUGCUUGAGCAACUGAGUUUGAUUGGAAAAAGAAUUACUAUACCUUUGGUAUAUGAACUGAUUGGAAUUGUUUCUGAUGAUGAGUUGCUGGAUUUAUUGGAUCUAGCUUUGUCAUCUGACAGUUCAAAUACGGUUAGAAGGGCUAGGGAGCUAAUGAGAUCAAAGAUAGACCCUAUGCAACUGAUAUCACAGCUGGCUAAUCUAAUAAUGGACAUUCUUGCUGGAAAAUGUCAGGAAGGUUCUUCUGAAGUUAGAAGAAAGUUUUUCAGUAGACACGCUUCUGAAGCAAGUCUGCAGCAACUUAAUCAUGCAUUGAAAAUACUUUCUGAAACUGAGAAACAAUUGAGGACAUCUAAAAGUCAGACAACAUGGCUUACUGUAGCUCUUUUACAGUUAAGUUCUGUGGGAUGUUCUUUCUUGGAUGCAAAUGAUUUCAGGUUAUGUGAGAGAACAGUUCACCCAAGAGAUGGUGAUUUUUGCAGUACCUCGUCUGCAAGUGAGAGUUUGAAGCAUCUUAUCACUUGUGCAUGUCACAAUAAUGAAUCACGUAAAUUGGGGAUUCAGGAUGGCAAAGAAACACUGGAGUCCAUAUGGAAGAGAGCUAUAGUGAUAUGCCAAUCCAAUUCACUCAAAAACUUCCUAAGGAAACAGGGGAAGCUGUCUUCCAUUAGUUUUAGCCGAGACCAUAUCUCAGGUAUGGCAGUGGUUGAUUUGGAAUUUCAUCAUCCUGACUAUGUAAACAAGGCUGAGAAGUCAUGGAAAUUGAUUGCAAAUGCCCUUCAGUCUGUACUGGGUUGUAAUGUGGAGAUGAGGAUCUAUCUUGUGCACUGUGCUUCUGUGACAAAGUAUGCCAAAAUGAAGAAACUAUCCUUCAGCUUGUUCAGUUGUUCCCGCAGAAUGCGCCAUGAAUCACAGUCCACCACGGGACGUGGAAGUGACCCGUCAGAUAAUUCUGAUGUCACCUGUGAAAAAGCCAUUAUAAGGGACAACUAUGUCAAGACUUGUUCCUCCAAUUGUGGGUCUCAAAUCCCUCAGAACUGCUGUCAGAGAAAAGAAGCGGCAAGCACUAUAAGGAACAAUGAAGGAAAUGCACUAAGCAUUGGAAUGACAAUGUCCCAUGGAUUAUUACCAGAUCACAUUCCAAGGCAUUCUGUGGAUGCUGAUUCUUCCAGAGAAGAGAGAAGCAAAUGCGAAUGCCAGGCUAUAUUUGCUCAAGAGGCAGAGAAGCAGCCAAGCUGCUGUUUCUCUGGAUUUCUGAAGCUUCAUAAAAAGAUGCAGUCAUCGGACACUUUUCAGAGUACCUUUACAAGGUUCCAACCACAAAGCAACCUUGCAUUGUCUAUCCCCAGAAAGCAUUCUACUGAAGCAUAUUUGGGUGCCAAUGAUCGUCAAGUUAACUGCUCCAGGGAAGAGGAUGGCAAACCAAGGGAGGACAUAAAGAUGCUAUGUUGGAGAACCCCCAUGUUUCCCUUUAGGAAGGCUUGGCAAUUGAAGCUUCAAGAACAAAGAGCACAAUUGGUGAAGGGGGUUCUACCUUCUGUGGCUGCUGAGUAGUUGUGCAGUAUACCAAUAGAAACAAAACUCUAUGAUUAUAUAGCAUAGGUACUUCAUAAGGUUAUAUUAUUAUCUUGCAGAUUAAACCUUGAACAAUAUGAUCUGUUAGUCUUCUCAUUUUUUGUGAUGUCUCAACGUGUAUAGCAUUACAGUGAUGAAACUGUGUGUCGUGAGACAUGCUUAUGCUUCAGAAACAAAUUAAUUGUUUUUGGAUAAA